This is a messenger RNA of Talpa occidentalis (Iberian mole), 342 nucleotides long. RefSeq names its product chromosome unknown C20orf202 homolog (gene CUNH20orf202). NCBI's taxonomy places the organism in Eukaryota, Metazoa, Chordata, Mammalia, Eulipotyphla, Talpidae. Bases 43 to 342 code for a protein of 99 amino acids. The record is from RefSeq and is a predicted model, not a curated record. The transcript is spliced from 2 exons.
CAUCACCAGCUGGGAGUCAAGGUCUCCCCCAAGGACAUUGAGAUGAAGACAGCAGAAGCCCCAACCCCGGAUCUUGGGCAGACCCUGGAGUGGCUGAGAAGAGAGCUGGCUGAGAUGCAGAUCCAAGACCAGAGACUCCUGCUCACGCUGAGGCAUCUUCACAGCAUCCUGGAGGAGCUGCGUGCUGACAGUACCCGCUGGGAGGACGCCAGGUCCAGCGGAGGGACGUCCCCCGUCAGAGCUCGGGCAGGCUCUGAAGGCAGGGGCCGCCAGCCCGUGUCCUCCAGGUGGCUGACCCAGCUCCUGCUGGGGGUAGACAGCAGACGAAGCUCCCUCCCUUAA